AUGAUCCAUAUUGUCGACAUUGCAGCCGACUAUUACAUGAUCCAUAUUGUCGAUAUUGCAGCUGACUAUUACAUGAUCCAUAUUGCAUACGACAUUGCAGCUGACUAUUACAUGAUCGAUAGUGCCGACAUUGCAGCCGACUAUUACAUGAUCCAUAUUUUAAACGACAUGACAGGUGACAAUUACAUGAUCCAUAUUGUCGAUAUUGCAGCCGACUAUUACAUGAUCCAUAUUGUGGACAUUGCAGCUGACUAUUACAUGAUCCAUAUUGUCCACAUUGCAGCCGACUAUUACAUGAUCCACAUUGUCCACAUUGCAGCCGACUAUUACAUGAUCCAUAUUUUAAACGACAUUGCAGCUGACUAUUACAUGAUCCAUAGUGCCGACAUUGCAGCCGACUAUUACAUGAUCCAUAUUUUAAACGACAUGACAGGUGACUAUUACAUGAUCCAUAUUGUCGAUAUUGCAGCCGACUAUUACAUGAUCCAUAUUGUGGAUAUUGCAGCUGACUAUUACAUGAUCCAUAUUGUCCACAUUGCAGCCGACUUAAACAUGAUCCAUAUUGUCCACAUUGCAGCCGACUAUUACAUGAUCCAUAUUUUAAACGACAUGACAGGUGACUAUUACAUGAUCCAUAUUGUCCACAUUGCAGCUGACUAUUACAUGAUCCAUUUUGUCGACAUUGCAGCCGACUAUUACCAGAUCCAUAUUGUCCACAUUGCAGCUGACUAUUACAUGAUCCAUAUUGUCGACAUUGCAGCUGACUAUUACAUGAUCCAUUUUGUCGACAUUGCAGCCGACUAUUACCAGAUCCAUAUUGUCCACAUUGCAGCCGACUAUUACAUGAUCCACAUUGUCCACAUUGCAGCCGACUAUUACAUGAUCCAUAUUGCAUACGACAUUGCCUGUUUACUAUUCGACACCUACACCUACAACUGCCACAACACCUACGCUUACACCUACACCUACACCGACACCGACACCUAA
Molecule: messenger RNA, 987 nt
Organism: Haliotis rubra (blacklip abalone)
Lineage: Eukaryota; Metazoa; Mollusca; Gastropoda; Lepetellida; Haliotidae
Product: dynein heavy chain-like
Exons: 2
Coding region: 1-987 (328 amino acids)
Source: RefSeq, a predicted model, not a curated record